Messenger RNA from Cucumis melo (muskmelon), 1661 nucleotides. RefSeq lists its product as uncharacterized. The transcript is spliced from 6 exons. The coding region runs from base 458 to 1072 and encodes 204 amino acids. The record is from RefSeq and is a predicted model, not a curated record. NCBI's taxonomy places the organism in Eukaryota, Viridiplantae, Streptophyta, Magnoliopsida, Cucurbitales, Cucurbitaceae.
CACGGUGAUUUUUAACCAAAUUUAAAACAUAUCAUCACCAUCCUAUUGUUAAAUUAAUCAAACAUUAUUAUUAUUAUUAUUAUUAUUAUUAUUAUUAUUAUUAUUAUUAUUAUUAUUAUUAUUAUUAUUAAUAUUAAAAAAGAAAACGCAACCAAACGACUCUUAAUCGUGUUUGUUUGUUUGUUUCUUUCUUUGUUGUGUCUAUAAAUAUAUUGCACAAUAUGAUAGAAUGAAAUGACAAAAAGAAAAUUUCGAGUGUUUCUAAAUCCCAAAUUCGGCACUUUCUUUCUUACUUCCCCUUUUCUUCUUUGUCUCUUUCACUUUGAAUUCUUAUUAAUUUCUGUCCAUUGUUCUUCCUCUGUUUCAGCUUCCUUGUCGGCUCCAUUUUCCCCAAUUCGGUGCGGAAUUUUUCACGAACAACAACGCAACGCAACCAUUUUGAACUCUUCCUAUUCUGAUGGAAAUUCCCAAAUUGAAUCCGUCUUCUCAUCGGGAAGUUAAUCCAUUGGAAGAAACGAGAAAUUCCCAGAAAAUUUCGGUUUGUAGUCAACCAAACGGUGUGCAUUACUCCACCAAUUCCGAUAGCUUCGUCAUCGAUAUGAAUGGCUUCUCCUCCAAUGGCGGAACUAAAGAAUCCACCACUAAUCCCAGAAUUACACUGCAGAGAAAUUCAUCGAGAAAAGGGUCUCAGCGUGGCGGCGACAAGAUGAUUGCUAACAAUUCCGCUCCUAUAGAUAGAGAUUCAUCAUCUCCAACAGUUGCAGUUGGAGCUACCAUGGCGGAAAAGGCAGCCGGGUCAGCGGUGGCAGUGGCAGUAGGGUCUCAACAAGACCAUUUAGGAGUUCCACAAGUUCAUCAUCAGAUCACUAUAACCACCGGCAGCACGGCAGCGCCAGUUGAACGACCCAUUCUUAGAAGAAACAGUUUCAGAAGGCCUCCAUCUUAUUGGAUGUUGGAUCCUAAGAAAGUUCUUCUCUUGUUUGCCACUGUGUCAUGUAUAGGAAGUAUGGUGCUGAUAUACUUCACAUUAGCUAUCGGGAAACCCAACGCCGAGCAACGGGGGUUUGAUUAAUUAUAACAAUGGCAGGAAAAGCAAGAACCAGAAUAACAACACAAUACAGAGAGUUGAAGAUGAUUUGAGAUGUGUUUGUACAAAGCGAUAGAGACUGAUGUGAGAAAGACCAAAAGAGCAGAUUGAAAAGCAAGCGAGCACCACAGCUUUUCUAAUGGCCACUGGGGCUCGGAUGCGGCACGUUUACAACAGUUUAGAAAUGGAAGAAAGUGACAAAGUAGAAUAUGACAAAGGAAUGGAAUCUUUACUUUUCUUUUUGUUUUCUUUUGUUAAUUACCAAAAAUGGACAGAUGAAAAUUUUCAGAUCAGAAACGUGGUUUUGCCUUUUGAUGUGUGUUAAGGAUUUCUCUCCACCUGAUAGAUUAAUGGAGGGUGGUUGAGUGGUUGAGUGGUUGAGUGGUGAUUGAUCUAAUCACUCUUCAAAUACUUUUACAAUCUCCUUUUUUCACCAAUAUUCCUUGUUUAUAAAAGUGUCAUUCCUUUGUAUUCUGUGGCUUCCAUGUGAGCAAGAAGAGUGGGCUGCAGUCCUACAAACAGAAAGUGUAUUUGGAUGUACUCAAUGCAUGCGCACUUGAAGAUUUUCCAACAG